Molecule: messenger RNA, 1014 nt
Organism: Daldinia decipiens
Lineage: Eukaryota; Fungi; Ascomycota; Sordariomycetes; Xylariales; Hypoxylaceae
Exons: 2
Coding region: 1-1014 (337 amino acids)
Source: RefSeq, a predicted model, not a curated record
AUGCCUCCUGAAGACCUACUAACAGACGGCCAAGUCGCUGAGCUUCUGGUUAAGGAAGCCCAGGACUACCCUCUGGGAUAUUCUGCGAUGGGUCUAGAUGCAUUAAAAUCUAAUAAGCGUCCUGCAAAUCAACCUAAACCUAACACGCGAUUCCUCAACAAUAUCAUUCGCGACACCAAUAGCCAUAAUCGAGCCCUUCUUGCCAAAGAAAGCGCCGAGUCUAAGGCAAAACUUCGUGACCUCGAGGAUGCAGAAGACAAGAAGCGGAAGGAAGAAGAGCGGAGACUGCGCAAGAGCAAGCCCGGACCCAGCGACACCCGAAAGCGUAUGCUAGGUGAUAUCGCUGCCAUUCUUGGAGGAUCGUCUAAGAGGCGUAGGACUGAAAAGACCGAGACAUCUGCCAGCCAUGCUUUGGACCUAGUGGCGUCUCAUGUUGAGGGUGAUAGAAAUGUGAGAAGAGAAAAAAGUCGAAAGGACCUUUCGAGGGAACGCGAUAGAAGUUCACACCGAACCCAUCGCCGAGAUGAGGGAAGACGAGAAGACCGGCGCGAAAGCCAUCACCACCAAUCAAGGACCUCAAAGCGCACCAAGCGCCAAUCUUCCCACGACUCGUCUGAUUCGGAUCCUUUGAACGAUAUCAUUGGCCCUGCGCCAGUUAAAAACUUUACCGUUCAUCGACGAGGACGGGGAGCUAACGCCGCCACGUCUGGGAUAGACGGCCGUUUCGCUCUCGAUUAUGAUCCAAGCAAAGAUGUUACGCCCGAGCAGGAAGACGCAGAUGACUGGGACAAUGCGGUAGAAGCGUUUCGUGACCGGCAAAAGUGGAAACAACAAGGAGCGGACAGACUACGGUCUGCAGGCUUUACCGAAGAACAAAUUAAGAAGUGGGAAAAAGGCGACACGAAGGACGAAAGCGACGUACAAUGGACCAAGGCUGGUGGUUUGAGAGAGUGGGACCGCGGCAAAGUGGUUAGUAAGGACGGCACUGUGACAUUGGCAACAGGCACCGAAUAG